AUGGACAAGGAGUCCAGUGUGUUCGGGUCAGCAAUAGGUCUGGGGCAACCGAUGAAUCGGCGUGCUCUCGACGUGACACCGCCGAGGGCUCCUUCUCCACAUAUGUCGCCGGGGACGUACUUCGGGAUGAACCAACCGGGGUAUGCAAGGGCGGCUGAGAACGUCGAGAGGGCACAGGCGCCGCAGCCGGGGUUACCACAACACUUUGUGCCACCUCCAGUGUACCAGCAGGCGCAGAUACCGCAGCACGUCCCGUCGUAUGCGAGAGUGCCGGACGCUAGACAGCGCAAGCUGAACAUCCGUCAUUUCGAUGGAAAAGAGCUUUACCAGGGGCUAGGGAGCGGUUUUCUAUCCUGGGGGAAGAAGUUUGUACGGGAAGUCUCUUUUGCUGAGCGUGCGAGCGGAUUUCCGUGGAGUGAGGAUGUCAAGAUAGACGUCCUUGGACACAAUCUCACGGGAAUGGCUGAGCGGUACUAUAAUCGCCAAGUUGAAGGGUGGUGGCAAGAAGAGCCAACAUUGGAACACGCCAUGCAAAGGCUGCUUCAUACAUUCGCAACUAAGAUAACGCCAGCGCAAAGUAUGAAGCUAUUUACUGCUGCCAAGAGCCCCAAGCGCAGCUGGACAGAACACUAUUUGUAUUUGGUCGCAGUAAGCGAGGCAUGCGGUGGAGCAGACAACUUGGUCCAAGACAACAUAGUCCACUACGCUGAUCCGGCAAUGAGAUCGACGGAGAUCGAGCUGCGCGGAAAGCACAUUGGAAAGGACGUCGUCAACAACGUUCGACAUGUGCGCGAAAAGACACGAAACGGGCGUAAGGACAAUCGCAAGUGCUACAGCUGUGGGAAAUCUGGACACAUAAAAGCUGCGUGCCCGGGGAACAAGGUCUCAAGAGAAGCAAGCGUCGACGUGGACUUCGUGCUCGCAGUGGGCAACCCGAGCGCUAACCACGGCUAUUGGAUACUGGACAGUGGCUCGAGUCGUCACCUGGUAAACGAUGUGAGCAUGCUCGAGAACCCAGAGGACUGCCAAAGCGAGUGUAUCGCAGCUGACGGAGGGCCCUUGCGCAUAACGAAGCGAGGAAGCGUCACAAUCACGACCACUGUAAUUGGCAAGGUCACUAAAGUGCGACUCCUGGACGUGCAAUAUGCCGAGAACCUCGAAAGGAACAUUAUAUCCUACGGUAUAUUGGAGGCUAAAGGGUUUGGGAUAGCCUACAUGGGUGAUCGCAGGGUCGUCGGCAACAUUGACAGUGGGGUGGUUGUCUUUGACGUGGAGAAGAAGAACAACGUGCUAAUAGUGCGGGACCACGAUCGCGGAAGUGUUCAGCUACCAUCGGACAUACUAAUGACGGCUUUAGCGCAAGGAGAAUUCGAAGUGAGUCAAGACGUGCAACGGGGCACGCUUAUGCACUUUGACAGAAGGUUGGCUCACCUGAAUUAUGACACGAUCCUUCGCAUGGCAAAGGAUCCAGCCUCAGGGAUACAGCUGACCGAUGAAACGCGUGAGAACUGUCUAGCUUGCGCUCAAGGUAAACAGACCAAGAACCGGCAGUCGAGAAAAGACACUGGCACGAAUGCGCCGAUUGAUGUUAUCAGAGGAGUCAUCUGCUCUGACCUGAAGGGUCCUAUGACUCCUCGCGACAGAUUGGGAAAUCGUUACAUGGUUAAUUUUGUGGAUCAUCGCACGAACUACUGCAGAGUUUUCCUGGCGAAGAGCAAAGACGUGGCGGCCCAAAAUUUUAAACACUUCAUGGCAUUUUUCGAGAGGCAAUUUAAUUGUCGCAUUCACGUGCUGCGAACGGACGGCGGAGGAGAAUAUCGUACUCUGGACCUCUUUUGCAAGGAAACAGGAAUUGCGAGGCAAAUUAGUGAGCCAAGCAACCAAGCCAGUAAUGGGAAGGCCGAGAGGAUGCAUCGCACCAUUAUGAAUAUGGUGCGUAGCAUGGUGUUUGCGUGCGGACUGCCGCUGAGCUUCUGGGGGGACGCGGCGGAGUAUGCGGCCUACAUACUGAAUCGAAGCCCAAGUAAAGCCAACGCUGGUCGCCUAUCACCUCUACAGAUGUUGACCAAGAAGGUACCUGUUUUAAGUGAUAUUGUGGUUUUUGGGUCACCGUGCACUGUGCACCAGGACGCGAAGAUUAAGUCACUAGGAGCUCGUGGCAAGCAAGGCGUGAUCAUAGGCAAGAGCGAUGUAGUGAAAGGGUACCGUGUGUACAUUCCAAGGGACAAGGUCGUGGUCGUACCUCAACAUGUUAAGAACGUUGAAACCCUUACGAAGGAACAAAACGAUCAACUACGGCGCGUGCAUCUGAAGGAGAUUGAUGAAGUUGCGUGCGAUGGCUCGACGCAGAAAGAGAAGACGCAAGCGAGUGUUCAUGAUGCGAUGAGAAGAAACCACUCGAAAGUUGGUGGCUGGACGCGAGAGGCGCAUAUGACGAGGGCGACUUCGAGAAAGUCACGCGAAGACAAUGCAGAACAAAAAGAGGAGGAGGUUUCGGAUGUGGUGAAUGUCAUUCGUGAGAGCGACCCACAAUCCUACGGUCAGGCUAUGAAGAGCGGCUUAAAAGAUAAGUGGGUGGCAGCAAUGGAUGAGGAGCUGCGAGCUUUGGAAGACAACGAUGUGUGGAAGGUGGAAGUGCCGCCCAAGGGAAGCCAUGUCCUACACACCAAAUGGGUGUUCAAAACCAAGUUGAACGCAGAGGGAGAGAUCGAUCGUUUCAAAGCGAGGCUUGUGGCAUGCGGGAACGAGCAGGUCUACGGUGUCGACUACGGGUUGACGUUUGCUGCGGUGAUGGAAUUGAGCACGGUGAAGGUCAUACUGGCGAACAAAGAGGAACACUUGGAGAUUUUUCUUGCCAUACCUCAAGGCAUGACUGUACCUAAUGUGAUUUUGAAGCAAUUUGGAACACAAGGCAGCGACAAACUGGCGCUCAGGCUUAAAAAGUCGCUUUACGGCCUUAAACAGGCGGGUCGUCUUUGGAGCAAAUUGCUGGACACGAAACUGGUCGAGGCUGGUUUUAGUCGAUGCAUGUCUGACGCAUGUCUGUACUUCAGACACGACGGAGGCGAGCUGACAAUUGUCGGGGUAUAUGUUGAUGAUUUGUUGGUGACAGCGACAAGUCAGGACAAGGUGGAAGAAUUCUUUAAAGCGAUGAGUGUCCUUUCUAUUAAGGAUUUGGGUCAAGUUAACAAGUUCCUGGGCAUAAGGAUGGCUCUAAAGGACUCGAAGACUUACACUGUCGAUCAGACUACGGCGAUCGAUGAGAUGCUAAAUCAACAUGGUCUGGAUGCAGCAAAUGGCGUGAGGGCGCCCAUCGGUGACGACAGCAACGACGAUGCGUCAGAAGGUGUGUACCUGUCGGCAAAUCGGGGCAAGAAAGGCGAGCCUACUGUCCGAAACUUUCAGUCUUUAGUGGGUAGCCUUCUAUGGAUUGCCCGGUGUUCAAGGCCUGACAUUAGCUUCGCGGUUCACAGAGCCACAAGACGUACGCACCAGCCCACUGUCAGCGACUGGAAGCUGGAAAAACGCGUCGCGAGAUACCUGAAGACAACAAAAGACAUGAAACUCAAGAUGAGCCUCGAAGAUGAGAAAGAUGUUAUCACGGUGACAUGUUGGAGUGACUCAGACUUUGCGGCAGAUAAGUCCGACCGCAAGUCAAUAACCGGUGGAGUACUUACGGUGAGUGGAGUCAUUGUGCAUUGGAUCUGCAAAAAGCAGACCGGAGUAUCCUUGUCUACCAUGGAGGCCGAGUUUACCUCGGCGUCGCACGUUGGACGAGAGCUGCUGGGAUUGCGAGAAUUGCUGAAGGAGAUUGGACUUCCUGUGACGGAGCCAAUGAGCAUGCUAAUGGACAAUCAAGCAGCAAUCAAGAUGUUAGAGUCUGAAGGAAGCAUGGCGAGUGCGAAGCACGUGGAUGUGCGGAUGAAAUUCAUCUGCGAUUAUGCUAAAAAGGGUAUCGUCAAACCUGAAUUCGUCGAGUCGAAGUUGAUGAAAGCAGACCUGUUGACGAAGACACUGCCGGCGCCAAGGGUCGCGGAGCUACGCGAAUUGUUUAACCUUGUUUGA
Molecule: messenger RNA, 4065 nt
Organism: Peronospora matthiolae
Lineage: Eukaryota; Oomycota; Peronosporomycetes; Peronosporales; Peronosporaceae
Source: the annotation of a GenBank genome assembly